AGAGUGACGUCACGGGGCGAGGGGCAAGAGGUGGAGUCAUAGAGACUUGGCCUCSGGCCCUUCUAGCUCGAAGGGCCAAGGGAGGAAUUGGGAAGGAACUGGGAGGACCUGGGCGGCCGUUCCCGGGAGCCCGGCCGAGGAGGUCUCUUUGUUAAAAUUGUUCACAGAAAAAUAAAUAUGGCAUUCAACAGUUGUAAUUCAGUCUUAGCUAUUGUCCGUACAAGAUUCCCUAGCCAUUUUGUCCAUCCUAUCUGCUCUUAUUCCCCAUCACUUGCAUUUCUUCACUUGCCAGAUUCUCAUUUAAAUAAGACAUAUAUGAAGAACUAUAGAAGCAAGAAGUACUGUUAUCCCAGUCAGUCAGGCAAUAAAAUACUUCAUUUACGAACUAGGCCAAUACAAAAGUUACACACAUCAGCUUGCUGGCUACAACAGAACCCUGGUAAACCUCAGCUGGAGCAAACCCCAGAAAAGGCAAAGGUGAUAAGCCCUCAGACCACAGAAGAAAUUGGGAUAAAUAUUAAAGAAGGAAAGCGAUCUCUCAGACAAAAAAUUAUGGAUGAACUUAAAUAUUAUUACAACGGAUUCUACUUACUUUGGAUUGACACCAAAAUUGCUGCCAAAAUGGCUUGGAGGCUACUUCAUGGACAGGUGCUGACCAGACGAGAGAGACGACGGCUAUUGAGAACUUGUGCCGAUUUCUUCCGCUUGGUUCCAUUUAUGGUAUUCAUAAUUGUACCUUUCAUGGAAUUCUUGAUACCAGUGUUUCUGAAACUCUUCCCAGAGAUGUUGCCAUCAACUUUUGAAAGUGAAUCCAAAAAGGAAGAAAAACAGAAAAAGAAAAUGGCUGCAAAACUGGAAGUAGCAAAAUUCCUUCAAGAAACAAUUACAGAAAUGGCAAGGAGGAACAGAGCCAAUAUGGGAGAUGAUUCUACACAGCUAUCAUCCUAUGUAAAACAGGUCCAGACAGGCCACAAACCCAGCACAAAGGAGAUAGUUCGCUUUUCCAAAUUCUUUGAGGAUCAGCUACCCCUGGAGCACUUAGAUCGACCUCAGCUGGUUGCCCUUUGUAAACUGCUAGAAUUGCAGACCUUUGGAACCAACAAUUUGCUCCGCUUUCAGCUCCUGAUGACAUUGAAGUCUAUAAAAGCAGAUGAUAAAAUAAUUGCCAAAGAAGGGGUGAAGACUUUGAGUGUGUCAGAACUACAAUCUGCUUGUAGGGCCCGAGGGAUGAGAUCACUGGGUCUUACUGAGGAACAACUUCAACAACAGCUCACAGAGUGGCUGGACCUCCACCUGAAGGAGAAUGUCCCUCCUUCCCUUCUGCUCCUAUCGCGCACCUUCUACUUGAUAGAUGUGAAACCAAAGCCAAUUGAAAUACCACAAAGUGGAGAAGUUCCAAAGACAGACAAUCCUGUGGAAUCACCUACUUCUCCUGACUCCAAAGAGGACACGGUAGAUUCUGCACCUCAAUUGAAGGGAACUAAGGAUGAAGAAUUUACACAACUGCCAWUAGUACCAUCAUCACCCAUAACACUAUCAACACCUAUUUCAUUACCCACUACUUCUUCUAAAGAAGCUACACUCCAGGCCAAAUCACAGAAGACAUCCCAGAACAGCAUGGCUAAUUCAAAAGGAGCCUAAGAACUACUUGAGGAUGGAGCUCCCUCCCUCCAGCUAUCAGCCCUCAGCAGUGGCACCCAUGAAGGACCUCAGGCUAAGACAGUAUCUGGUUUGAGACAGAGGAUCAGCCAUUUAGUCCUUGGAGCAGUCCUUUGGGGCCUUGUAACCAUUCCAGAUGAUGUCAGCAGUGACACCAAGUUCAGGCCAUUUAGAGAAAUGUAAUUGCAAAGUCAUUUCCUCUGUACCAUUAUGUCAUCCCACUAAACUGUAAAGCCCACCCCC
Urocitellus parryii (Arctic ground squirrel) is the source of this 1902-nucleotide messenger RNA. NCBI's taxonomy places the organism in Eukaryota, Metazoa, Chordata, Mammalia, Rodentia, Sciuridae. The record is from RefSeq and is a predicted model, not a curated record.